UUCAACAAUAGCUUUUAUAAUGCUAGAGAAGAUGCAGUUGCAAAGCAAAUCAGACAGAACCACACGACAGCUUUUAUCAGCUCAUUAUGUCAGAAUUCAGGUUUGAAUUUAGUGAAUCACCGACCCGAUCCUCGUCACCGGCAUCAUCAUUGAGCACGCAGCUUGGUGAUGCAGAUCCCAAACCGACGGAUAUACGCGCUUGCGAUAGUCAAAUUCUAGUCUUUGAUAGUCCAAUACUGAAAGUUUGCGUUGGGACGGACCCGGACGCAGCAGGCUUUUUCGUCCACGAAACCCUCUUCACCUCCAGAUCCGGAUUCUUCAGGUGCGCUAUUAGUCAGGCCUUUCGAGGAACUGAAGCGCAUGUGGUAGCACUGCCAGACGAUGACCCGGAUACCUUUCGUCUAUACCUCAACCUGAUCUACACACAUCAGCUAGUCACAAGGGGUACCGACCAAUGGCUGAAGCUAUGCCGACUAUACGUUUUAGCGGAGAAACUACAAGACGUCACAUCCAAGAACCACAUCAUCGACGGAAUGUACGCAUUCUUCAGCGACAUCGCCUGCCAACCUACCCUGAGCAUCAACGUUCAACGUAUUCUUCCGGCUGCAGCAACGACAGAGCUUUAUGAAGGCACAUCCAACCAAAGCCAGGCCCGGGAACUCGUUCUAGAUCUUUACGCGGACUCUGGUAACAUAUCCUGGCUUCUCAGCGAGCAAGCAAAGUUACCCACCGAAUUCAUUUGUGAUGUUGCCGUCCGCUUGUUGCAAAGGCGUGGCCAUGUCUUCUCUGGCUUCCGGAUUCGUCGUCCAUCCUACGGCUAUCAUGAAGUCAACGUAUCCUCUCCAGGGAUGACCCGUGCUGUGACUGGGGAAGUGGAUGCCUCGGCAAAUGGGCUGAACGAUGCGGCCAUGGCUGUUGCAGUGGCCAAGAAGGAAUCUUAUAAGAACAUUCAAGAGCUCGGAAAUGCUGCGAAGGAAUCGACACUCGAAGAUCACGACGCCGCAGUGGUUGACGUGGCUACACCAGCGACCGAACAUACACUGCCGCCACUCAAAGGAGUCGUGACAGAAGUGAGAUGGGAGCUUGACAGAUGGUAGGAGAUUCCGAGGCUUCAGAUUAUCAUGUUAUCAGCGUUGGAUUCUAUUUCAGGGAGGUGACAAUGGGAGUAGUAACUUUUCGAGAAACGAGUGUUCCUAUGUCGGCUUGUAUAGCCCCCCCACCAGGGGUGGCUAAAAUUCCCGUCGCAUUCUACAUAGAUACUCAAGUAGAAGUAUACGUUGUGUUGCGUACUGUCUACCUGCAA
Messenger RNA from Alternaria rosae, 1303 nucleotides. RefSeq lists its product as uncharacterized. Lineage: Eukaryota; Fungi; Ascomycota; Dothideomycetes; Pleosporales; Pleosporaceae. Bases 87 to 1097 code for a protein of 336 amino acids. Gene Ontology annotation, molecular function: protein binding. The transcript has 2 exons. The record is from RefSeq and is a predicted model, not a curated record.